GUCUGUAGUCUCAAGCUGCGCUCGAUGGCGAAGGUGCAGUCAUUUUAGAUAAAGUCCGUCCGACCAUGUAGGGCCGGGUAGCGAGAAGUAACAGUAGGAGGGAUGUAAACAAAGUCCCAAACUGAAACAUAUGACUCCACGACAAGUUCAGUAAAAAUGGGGAAGAGAGACAAUCGAGUGGCUUACCUGAACCCCAUCGCUAUGGCCCGUGCGCGAGGACCCGUUCCUUCCUCAGGACCCUCCAUACAGGACUACCUGAACAGACCGAGACCCACGUGGGAGGAGGUGAAGGAGCAGUUGGAGAAGAAGAAGAAAGGGUCCAGGACACUGGCUGAAUUUGAAGAAAAAAUGAAUGAGAGGUGGAAGAAAGAAUUGGAGAAAAAUCGCGAAAAAGUACUAGGGGGUGGUGAAAAUAAGAAAGAUAAAGAAAAGAAAGAGAAAAAGCGGAAAGACAAGAAGAAAUCCAGCAGGCAUUCUUCAUCUUCCUCCUCUUCAUCAAGUUCUGAUUCUUCUAGCAGCUCUUCUGAAACUGAUGAAGAAGAAGAAAAGAAGAGCAUUAAAAAGAAGAAAAAGAGGAAGCAUUCAUCUGUGAGAAAAGCAUCCGAUGGCUCAUCAUCAGAGUCUGAUUCUGAUAGCAAGGAGUCCUCUAAAAAGAAAAAGAAGAAACCCAGGGAAGACCAGGAGAAAGAAAAGGAUGAUAAAGGCAGUCGGAAAAAGAGGAAAAUGGAUCGCUCAUCCUCUGAAUCACCUCCUGACUCAGAAGGCGAAGAGGAUGGUGACCCUAAGAAGAAAAAAUGUAGUGAGGAAAAGGAGAAAGUUACAGACAAAUCAAAGAAAAAGAGGAAAAAGAAGCACAAGAAGCACAGCAGAAAGAAGAAAAGAGCCUCCGGUUCAAAUUCUGAGCUUGAGUAGCGUGUUUGUUGCACGUUCUGCAGAUGUUAUAGCAGUGAAUUGAGUGUACUCCACUCAGAGGACUUUUACCACACCACAGUAACCACAUUACUACACUUGCAUGACAGUGGACUCUGGGGCAGGAGAAAAGCAAGCUCCUUCCUUCAUCAACUUAUAAACUGAGGAACAUGGCUGUUUCAGUGAUUUGAACUUCGUCUUUUUUAUUAGAAAAUUUUCUGUCCAAAUAAAGGUCUGUGUUACCA
This is a messenger RNA of Scleropages formosus (Asian bonytongue), 1154 nucleotides long. It is a transcript of the gene fam133b, whose product is annotated as family with sequence similarity 133 member B. The record is from RefSeq and is a predicted model, not a curated record. NCBI's taxonomy places the organism in Eukaryota, Metazoa, Chordata, Actinopteri, Osteoglossiformes, Osteoglossidae. The coding region runs from base 157 to 912 and encodes 251 amino acids. The transcript has 11 exons.